ACCACUCUCCUUUUCUCUUCUCAAAUAUUAAAGUGAAAUUUGUGAUAAAUGAUGAGUACUACAGCAAGAAGUAGAUUUCCAUUCACAGCAAAUCAAUGGCAAGAACUUGAACAUCAAGCUCUUAUUUACAAGUACAUGGUUUCUGGAAUGCCUGUUCCACCUGAUCUUCUUUAUACUAUCAGAAGAAGCUUGGAUUCUUCACUUUCCUCAAAGCUCAUUCUCCACCAACCUCACCACAUUGGAUGGAACUGUUUUCAAAUGGGAUUUGGGAAGAAAAUAGAUCCAGAGCCAGGGAGAUGUAGAAGAACAGAUGGUAAAAAAUGGAGAUGUUCAAAAGAAGCUUAUCCAGAUUCCAAAUACUGUGAAAGACACAUGCACAGAGGCAGAAACCGUUCAAGAAAGCCUGUGGAAAUUAUGACUACAACAUCAACUAACACAUCAACUACAACAAGACCUAUUUCUACUGCUACUAAUACUACAACUCCAACAGCAAUUUCCAUCUUAUCAAUCAACAAAAACACAAACAAUAUUUCCUCUUCUAGCCCCACUUCUUCUCUUCACUCUUUUUCUUAUCUUACUUCAACUCAUGAACCCCACCAAUAUCCUUUCCUUUAUCCUCAUUCUUCUUCCUCUAGACCAUCCCCUGCUGCCAUUGGUUUGGAAUCUUCUCCUUAUUCCAGAAAUGGAUAUGGAGAUGGAAUGAAGGAGGAUGUAGAUGAGCAUAUUUUCUUCUCAGAAACUUCAGGGACAGUGAGAAGUACAUGUGGUUCAAAUUCAGUUGAUGAUACUUGGCAAUUGUCACCAUUAACUAUGGGUUCACCAAUGAAACAGAGGACUUAUUCUCUAUCACAAAAUACAGGACACUCAGUUUCUUCUUACUUACAACUUCAAAGCUUAAAUGAAUCAUCAAAAGAUCAUCAACAGUAUUUUCAUGAUGUCAAAAGUAUGAAAAUAGAAGAUCAGCAGCAGCAGCCCAAGAAAGUAAUGCACCAUUUUUUUGAUGAAUGGCCAAAAGACAACAAAGAUUCAUGGCUUGAUUCUGAGGAUAAAUUUUCUGGCCUAUCCAAAACUCAACUCUCAAUUUCAAUACCUAAUCCCUCACAUGACUUCUUCAUCACCACUAAUGAGAAAUGAGCUUUGUGAAUCAAAGAAGUGGCCAAAAGAGUACUAACUACUUCAAUGGUGGUGGGGCGGUGCUUUUUCUGACGUAACUUUCCGUAUACCAUGUGUUGUAUGUUCUGAGAAAACUGUUCUUUUUUCUAAUUUAUGUAAGUGUAGUAGUACUUUAAAUUACAAGUAUUUGGUAUCUGGCUAACUGAGCCAUUUCACAUGGUAAUAUUUGGUUGUCAGCA
Molecule: messenger RNA, 1352 nt
Organism: Nicotiana tabacum (common tobacco)
Lineage: Eukaryota; Viridiplantae; Streptophyta; Magnoliopsida; Solanales; Solanaceae
Product: growth-regulating factor 1-like
Biological process (GO): developmental process; DNA-templated transcription; regulation of DNA-templated transcription
Cellular component (GO): nucleus
Molecular function (GO): ATP binding
Source: RefSeq, a predicted model, not a curated record